AGACAGACGCGUCACAGUUUGUCUGAUCUUUUCCAAUUUUUCCCUCUGUCGUUAAUCUCGCCAGCUAUCGAUGUCAACAAACAUGCAGGCUCAUCUGUCUGUACAGACACAACUUGCCUCGAUAAUGGACGUGCUUGCUAGAGCAGCCGUUGACGAGAUAAGUCAACUCUUUUCCGAGAGCUCGGCUGAUUUGCAGUUGGAGAUUUCUCGCAGCUACAAAGAAAACGAAGCUCUGAAAAUGAGGAUGAAGGUGAUGAAGAACGAGCUUUUCACCCUGCGACUACAAAGGGCGAGUACACCGCGGGGCAGUCGCUUUUCUUUCAGCAGAACUUUAUGCAGGCCUCGGGGGAAACUCGCAGAUAAGACACCUGAGCACCAGACAUCCAUUUACAGCAGGGAUGAUGCCCCAAUUACAAUAGGGGAAGAGGAGAUACCAUCCACAGUCAAAAAAGAGUGUGCAGAUGUGGAGAGUCCAGAUGUCAUCUUGAUAAAAGAUGAGGAGGGUCCUGAGGAUGACUUUGGAGGAUGUGGGCCAGAUGCAGGUCAUGACGAUAUUUGUGGUGAGAAUGUUACCAUGGUGACACCACAGCCGGAACAUGCCACCCAGAGACUAGGUCACGAUGAGGGACCAUACAGCAUGAAUGACCCUCACGGUCAUGGUCGAGGUGAAGGAGCGCUGUGCAGCGUGACCAGUACUGAGAACUACCCUUUCUUCAGAGCCCCAGAACUACCUCAGAGUUUGCCCUCACACUCUGGUCUGCUGCCGGACCACACAAUCAGCCAUCAGAUACAGCUGAAUACUCAUUCUAUUGGGGAACCACUGCAAGGCAACCCCCAAAUGAGGGGUUUGCAGAGUGACAGAGGGGGUCUGCCGAGAGGGGAUACAGGAGGACGGGGUCUGAAAAUCGUACAGGUAGCUUCCCUAGAAACCACCCCAACGACCCCAACAACAACCUUGGUAACAGGGGGUGUGACUGUGAGGCGCCCUAGUCUUGUAAACCAGUUCCAGCGACACCACGUCCCCCAUGGUACCAAGCCGUUGUUCUGUAGCGACUGUGGGAAGCGCUUCUCUCGCCGGCUUGACUUGAUCCGCCACCGAGCGGUCCACACAGGAGAGAAGCCUGUCAUAUGCAACCUGUGUGGGAACUCGUUUGUCAACAAGACGACACUGAGGGUCCACAUGCGUAUUCAUACAGGGGAGAAACCUUACAUGUGCUCCCUGUGUGGGAAGGGUUUCACCCAGAAUGGAAGCCUGACCAUCCAUCUGAGGACCCACUCUGGGGAGAAACCCUACAGCUGCUCCCACUGUGGAGCCUCUUUCAACAACCCCAGCAACCUGCGCAGACACAUGGUCACACACCCAGAGCAGGCAGGGACGCUGACACUCUGACACCGAAACUCUGUGGGGCUUUAGGUUCUUUAUUUUUCUUCAGCAUUCUCUCAUUCUUGUUCUCAUUCUCUCUCUCUCAAUUCAAUUCCAUAUAUGCUUUAUUGGCAUAAAUGGGUUGUUGCCACUGUGGCCAAAGCAAAGUAUAUGAAGUAUUACAUAAAUUAACAGCGUUUUUGAGCAAAAAUAAUAAUAUACAGUGAACAAAAAUAUAAACGCAACAUGCAACAAUUUCAAAGAUUUUACUGAGUUAUAGUUCAUAUAAGGAAAUCAGUCAAUUGAAAUAAACCCAUUAUGCCCUAA
Oncorhynchus mykiss (rainbow trout) is the source of this 1690-nucleotide messenger RNA. RefSeq lists its product as uncharacterized. Gene Ontology annotation, biological process: regulation of transcription by RNA polymerase II. Gene Ontology annotation, cellular component: transcription regulator complex; PcG protein complex; chromatin. Lineage: Eukaryota; Metazoa; Chordata; Actinopteri; Salmoniformes; Salmonidae. The record is from RefSeq and is a predicted model, not a curated record. Gene Ontology annotation, molecular function: DNA-binding transcription factor activity, RNA polymerase II-specific; RNA polymerase II cis-regulatory region sequence-specific DNA binding.